Branchiostoma belcheri (Belcher's lancelet) is the source of this 3195-nucleotide messenger RNA. RefSeq names its product GPI ethanolamine phosphate transferase 1-like. The record is from RefSeq and is a predicted model, not a curated record. Gene Ontology annotation, molecular function: mannose-ethanolamine phosphotransferase activity. Lineage: Eukaryota; Metazoa; Chordata; Leptocardii; Amphioxiformes; Branchiostomatidae. Gene Ontology annotation, cellular component: endoplasmic reticulum membrane. Gene Ontology annotation, biological process: GPI anchor biosynthetic process.
UCAGGAAGUAGUGGAGACACAAUGUUGCUGUUCUUCCUGAGUGCUCUGGCCGUCCACAUCAUCUAUUUUGCCUCCAUCUUUGACAUCUACUUCACCUCCCCCCUGGUGCAUGGUAUGACCCCCCACUCCACCCUCCCACCCCCUGCCAGGAGACUGGUGCUGUUUGUAGGAGAUGGACUCCGUGCUGACCGGUUCUUUGAGCUGGAUGAACAGGGCCAGACCAGGGCACCGUAUCUCAGGGAUAUCAUUCAGACCAGAGGCACCUGGGGAGUGUCCCAUACUCGAGUGCCGACAGAGUCAAGACCAGGCCAUGUAGCUCUCAUAGCUGGCUUCUACGAGGAUGUCAGUGCAGUGGCUAAAGGUUGGAAGGAGAAUCCAGUGGAGUUUGAUUCUGUUUUCAACCAGAGCAGGGAGACCUGGGCCUGGGGAAGCCCUGACAUCCUGCCCAUGUUUGCCAAAGGUGCCACAGGUGACCACGUGCACACCUACAUGUACAGUUCUGAGGAGGAGGACUUUGCAGACUCAGACCCAGGAAAACUUGACACCUGGGUAUUUGAGAAGGUGGAGGCAUUCCUCAAGGAAGCCCGCACCAAUCAGACCCUUUUAGAUGCCCUUCAGCAGAGGAGAGUGGUUCUGUUCUUACACCUACUGGGGAUUGACACCAGUGGCCAUGCCUACAGACCCAUGUCAAGUGAAUACCUAGAGAACAUCCGAUUGGUGGAUUCUGGGAUACAGAAGACAGUUGAGCGGUUGGAAGAGUUUUUCCAGCAUGAUGGUCAGACAGCUUACGUGUUCACAUCAGACCAUGGCAUGACUGACUGGGGCUCCCAUGGUGCAGGCCACCCCUCGGAAACCCUGACCCCCCUGCUAGCCUGGGGAGCAGGCGUCUCAGGACCACAGCCUGGAAACACUCAGGACUACAUGGAUGGGUUUGGUCAGGAAUGGAAGUUGGAGAACAUCAGAAGAUGUGAUGUGAACCAGGCAGACAUUGCACCACUAAUGUCAUCCCUCAUUGGAGUGCCUUUCCCACUCAACUCUGUGGGAACCCUUCCUUUGGACUACCUGGAUAACACAGAUGGGUUUAAGGCAGAGAGUCUGUUCACAAAUGCCAGACAAGUGGUGGAACAGUUUGAGGUGAAAAUGAAGCAGAGAAGGGAGACAACAUUAUCAAUGUUGUUCAUUCCAUACAGUGACCUGACACCCAGCAAGCAACAGAAUAUGUUAAGAAGCAUUGUUAGUUUGAUGCAGGCACAGCAGUACCAAAAGGCAAUACUAGAAUGCAGAGAUCUGAUAGACCUGGCCCUGAAAGGGCUACAUUAUUAUCACACAUAUGACAGACUAUUUCUAUGUACUAGUGUUACCCUAGGGUUUGUAGGCUGGAUGUCAUAUGUUGUCUUGGUGUUGUUAAGAGACCACACUAGCAUCAUACAGCAGCAAAAAUUGUACAAGGUAGGAAAUUCAAUGGGUAUGUGGACCAGGCUACAGGACCAUGUCUCUGAACUUGUAUGCGGAACGCUGGCUGCUGCUAUCCUGCUCUUUCUACUUGUAAUAAAGGCUCCAUGGACAUACUAUGUGUACUGUGUCCCACCUGUCUGGAUUCUCUACUGUGUUCUACAGAGAGGAUCAGACAUGUACAGCCUUGCAGCCUAUAUAAAGGCCAACAACCUGGCACUCCCCCUGCUGGGGUCCUGUAUACUUGCAGCACUCAGCUUAGAACUGUUGGUGCUGAGUUUCUUCUGGCGACAGCUGCUGACAUUAGGACUAGUGUUGAUGGCCCUGUGGCCGUGGCUGGCUCCCAACGUUCACUGCAAAAAGGAGACUAUAGUGGGCUGGACAGUGUCUUCCCUACUUCUGGCUGUUUUUCCCAUGCUGCCUGUUGUUGGAAGAGAGGCAAACUACUCUUUGGUGAUUUUGGCUGGAAUCCUCGGGGCUGUUGCUGCCUUCUGGUGUGCCUCAAGACCAGAGACAAAACUGCUGUCAAGUAACUCCAAAUCUUCUCUUGCCCUGAUCGUAACACAGAUCUUGUUGAUGGUGAUAUCAGUAUAUGUGAGACACAGUACAGCUGCAAGUCUGUUGAACAAGGAGGGCAACCCUCUCUUCAACCGAGUGUUUAGUUGGACCAUGCUAGCCUGUACAUUCCUGCUGCCCCUGUUGAGCCUGCGACUGUUGUAUCCCAGACUCCUCAGCAUCAGCCUGGCCCUCAUGACCCUGUACCUGCUGCUGUCUACAGCUCAUGAGGCCCUGUUCUGUCUGACCUUGGGCUUCACCAUGUUCUUCUGGCUUCAGAUGGAACAUGGACUUUCAAACUAUAGUCACAGGAAGCUAGAAGACAUUUCAUUCACAGUAGUACUGCCAGACAGCAGCAGAAAGCAGAUGACUACAGACAAUGUUCGGCACGCCUAUUUCUUUAUAUUCUUCAUCAUCACAGCAUUCUUUGGUACUGGGAAUAUAGCAAGUAUAAACAGUUUUGACCCCCAGUCCAUAUACUGCUUUCUCACAGUCUUCAACCCAUUUGUCAUGGGGUCACUGCUGCUGUUAAAGAUCAUGGUUCCAUUUUUGAUGGUGACCUGUGCAUUCAGGGCAGUAGAUGUUGUAGUGCAGGUGCCAACAAGAAGUCUUUUCCUGACAGUCCUGUUGAUGUCUGAUCUUAUGGGACUGCAUUUCUUCUUCUUGGUGCAGGACACGGGCAGUUGGCUGGAGAUUGGCACAAGUAUCAGCCAUUAUGUAACAGUGAUGUCAACAACCAUUGCUAUCAUGCUGCUGUUUGGUGUCGCUCGCUUCCUGACUGGGACAGCUAUCAUCAGUCAACAGGAGGAUAAAUCUCAUGGACAGUGAUAUUUACACUGUGCCAAAAGCGGUGUUUAGAGACAGUAUGAAAUUCAAUGUUCUAAUAACAUCCCAUCGUGGUCCUUUACAAGUUCACAAAAGAUCAUGGCAUCCAAGUGGAGCUGACCAUUUAUUAAAAAGAUUAAACCUGAAUGUUCCACCAGUAAUCAGACAUUUGAUGUGUUCACAGAGAGAAUUCAUAUUUUUAGAGUCACACAAAUAAAACAAGUCCAAUGUAGAAGACAUACAACAAUGUAACAUAAUUCUAAUUGUUCUGAAUUUCUGAUACAUCUAACACUGUCAGUGCAAUCCCUUUAUUAAAGGGGCAGUUUUGUCAAACGUCAAACGUAAUAAGAGCACUUACAUGUA